This is a messenger RNA of Drosophila ananassae, 5585 nucleotides long. RefSeq names its product protein quiver (gene qvr). The transcript is spliced from 7 exons. Gene Ontology annotation, biological process: sleep; regulation of synaptic transmission, cholinergic; positive regulation of voltage-gated potassium channel activity. Lineage: Eukaryota; Metazoa; Arthropoda; Insecta; Diptera; Drosophilidae. The coding region runs from base 851 to 1327 and encodes 158 amino acids. The record is from RefSeq and is a predicted model, not a curated record.
CAAAAGCGUAAAGGGAAAAUCGGAAAAUCCAAUCCGCUCGGCAGCAGUCGUCGAUGUCAAUGUCGUUGCGUGUGGCCUGCUAAAACUGCUAAAAACUGAAAUAAAAAACGAAUAGUUACAGAAAAUUGGCAACAAUAAACAAAAAUUAGUUAACAAAUUAGUUAUUAUUUAAAUUAGUGAAUUAAAAAGUUGGCAAUGCAUGAGGUUAAUUGAAACAAAAAGCAUUCCCAGGGAAAAUCAAGGAAAAAUGCAGUGCCCCAAAGUGUUGUGAGCGAAAUCAAUAAGAAAACAGUGGACAGUCUUUCGGUAAUCGAAGGAGAAAGAGGCGACCGCGACCGCAACCGCAUCGAGGGUCGAAUGCAAAUUGCAUUAAACCCCAGAGCUGUGUAGCUUGGGGGCCUAACUGACCGACGAACUGUUCAAGAAUCGAAAACCAAGUUGUGUCGCUUUUUGGCCCAGUUAAGCUAGCCCCAAUCGAUGCGAGAACUUAUUAUGAAACAGCGGCAGGAAGAAGUGUGAAAGGAAAGGAAAAGUGGAAAGUGGAAAGUAGAAAGUGUCAGGGAAAAGCGGAGAAGCUGCAGCCCCGCCGUGUAAACACAAACACACAAAAUCGAUACUCGCGUGUGCCUCUGUCUGGGGCAAAAACAAAAAAAUAAAAUAAAAUACAAAACUGGCAGCCCAAAUUGAGCGAAAUGGCUAGUUUUUGUUAACCAAUAGAACUAGCUGACUGGCCAAGAAACGAGAGCAAAAUGCUGUGGAUCAAGAGCAGGACCUAAGCUUGCAGGCGGCAUUAAUCGAUAUCAACUUUAAAAAGCCCACUACCGGUGGGAGGAGCCGGAAAAACCCCAAAAUGUGGACCCCCCGAAUUGCAGUCAACCACUGGCUGUUAGUCACCACAGCCAUAUUCGGAUUUCUAACUUUCAUAUGGAUUCCACAGGCCUCAGCCGAAUGUCAAACGCGUUCGAUAUACUGCUAUGAAUGUGAUUCCUGGACUGAUGCUCGCUGCAAGGAUCCUUUCAACUACACGGCUCUGCCCAGGGAUCAGCCCCCCUUGAUGACUUGCAACGGUUGCUGCGUGAAAAUGGUUCGGCAUCAGAGAUCACCUUACGAGGUGGUGCGGCGCAUGUGUACGUCACAGUUACAGAUAAAUUUGUUUAUGGUCGAUCACGUUUGCAUGAUGGAAAGUUCAGGCAAUGGACAUAUGUGCUUUUGUGAGGAAGAUAUGUGCAAUUCUAGUAAAGAUUUACACACUAACGGUUGCCAGCUACAUCUCAUAACCAUCGCAGUGGCAAUGUCAUGGCUAAUGGGUCAACUGCUCAGCAGAUAGAAAGUGUUAGGCUCACCAUCCUUAGAUACAAAACACAAAAAACAAACACAUACUCAGUACUCAGCUCAGAAUUCAGAACACACAACACCAAGAGUAUCCAACACAACAUACACUCACUAUCUCUCCUUAUCCUUCUAACUCUCUCUAUCUCUAUCUAAGCGUAUGAUUUGUAGCUUUAUUUGAUUUAAUUACGGUUACCGUUGCGAUUGAUUUAAGUUUUGAAGCACAGUUUUUUUUUUCCAAAGAACCUAAGGUAGUUUGAUCAGCACACCCGAAUCGUGUCGAGCUCGAAUAGAUCCCGAUCCCGAUCCCGAUCCAAGGAAUGUGAAUGCAUACCAAAGCUUCCCUCAGACCGAAGGCUUUCUCCUUUCUUCACAAAAACACAAAAUCUACACACUAUAAUGAUACAUAAAUACACGUUUAGUAAAGCCCAGCUUUGGAUGCACAGUCUUCUUGAGAAUCGAAUCGAAUCGAAUUGAACCGAAUCGUACUCGUUAUCGUACUCGGUAUUUGAAUUGCAUGUUGUUGAUGCUAAAGCUGAAGCAUGUAGCGCUUAAGUAGGAUUCGUAGUGAAUAUUACAUUUUGAUUUCGUUGUUACUUACAUUUGUAAAAGCCACCUCUGACCAGAGGGAUAUACAUAUAAAAAAAAAACCAAAAAAAAAAACCAAUAAUCGAAGUCAGUAAUCGAUUCACACUUUAAUAAGUUUUUAGACAUACAUACAAGCAUAUAUUUAAAAAGAAAAAAAGUCCCAAUUUAAAUCAUAUGUAAACUUGGAAUAACUCGACACUCUGUAAAUAUCGCCAGACUAGUUUUCAAUAUCAUCCAAAAGUAUUUGCAGUAACCAAGUGAAACAUUUGCUCAUCAUCUUGUUUAUUCCAAAGUCGGAAGCGAACAUCAUAAAGUUGUUUUACUUUGUUAUUUAUAAUCUGUAUCCUAGAUUGUAGCCAUUAAGCAGUACAGUACUCGGUUCGUGCUUGAAAUGGACCUAGAAAUCAAUGAAAGAAAUAACAUCAAUAUUUAAAAGUAGAUCCCAUAUCAUAUCACGUAAUCGAAGCAACAAUAAGACCGAUCGAUCUUAGUGUAGUUAGCCUCAUAGAAACCGCCACCAGCACCAAACUGUAUAAAGUACCGAUCACCCUUUGUCCAAUUGGUUUAUGUUCAACAAGUGAUAAAUAGUUUGUAAGUAGAAGAGAUCCCCUCGUUCCUCAUCCCGAUACUGAAUUCCCAAAUCCGCACCCCAAGGCCUCCAUUAUCUCCCCAUUAUGAAAUUGAAAUUGACUCAAUUCUCAUUCAUGCUAGUGAUAGUUUUAAAACGAAUCGAAUCGAAUCGGAACUUAUAGCUUACAUAGAUUAUGAUUUACAUUUUUCGAAUUUGAAUUAAUAUUAAACAUUAAUUAAUUAAUAAUGGUUAUGAUUAUCAUCUCGACUAGAGUACAUAUUCGACUUGAAGUUUUGUAUUUGUAAGCAUAAAACUUUUCAUUUGUAUAAUUGCAAAAACAAAAAACAAACAAAUUGGCUAAUAAACAAGAAGAACCAUUUUUUACCAUACAUACCAUUGUAUAUCUUUAGCAAAAUUUACUAUCAACUUUUGCCGUUAAAAUUUUUAGCUUCAAUUUGCUAUAUCUACUUGCUACUACUACUCACUUUUAAUCAACUUUCCAACAUUCGUGCACCUUUUGCCAACGCAUUUGUAAAAUAUUUACCCCCGACCCCAUUUCCUUCCUAGACUUGGCUUUAGUUGAAAACCGCUUUACGAAAAUACAUAAAUAGAGUAUCCAUUUCCGUCCAGCCGGGGAGCAUGUGACCUAGUUCCGUUGCUUUUGGCCCCAGGUAAGUCACUAGCUGAUGAUGAAGUUUAUGAAACUACUAUUGCUACAAGUUCAAAAGUCAAGUACAGUUGCGCACCGUAUCCUUAGUUCGCUCGUAGAUGGAUGGGGUAUCGGAUUUUAGCCGGCCUAUCUCAGUGGUACUCACUCACUCACACACUCCCAAGAGUAUAUCCUUUAAAUCCUGGUCCCUUCCGGUCCCGGUCCUGGUCCUGCCUACUCCCGUACACUUAGCGAAAAAAAACCCCCGUUGCAAUGUUUACACCAUUCGUUUUUGUGUUCGAUUUGUGUUUAAGUUUGUUGCUUUCCUGGUAUGUUGGUUUGUUCAAUACAAGAUAAACUUAUAUACUUAACCACAAAUAUAUCUAACCGAUUUUGGUUUGUGAAUGUUGACAAUAUUCUUAUAACCAGUAUUUGAUUGAUUGAUUGACGGUUGAUGAUGCGUUUCAAAGUUUGUUAAAAAAUAUACAAAUAAUACAAAACAAUACAGGCAAUGAAGUUGAAAACACACACAGAUUUUUAGUGCAAAAGAAUACUAUUAUUUUAAUUUAGUACUUUUUGUAGAUCCAACACCUAUAUAGCGCCAACAUUUUCUCUAUAUAUUUCUCUUUCUCUCUCUGUAUCUCCUAUCUCUCUGUCUUUCUUUCUAUCUGAUCUGUUUAACAAUCUAUCAUUCUACUAACAACUCUGAUUUUUCAAACCUUUUUACUAACUUUCAGUCAAACCAAAAAGAAAAUUAACAAAAACUUAAACCACAUAUAGAACUCCUUCACUAGAGACACCAACUAUAGCAUACUUAUGAGGGAAACAAAACCAAACAAAAAAAUCAAAAGACACGAAAUACACUAUAUGUUAGCGAAAUAUAUACUGAAACAGUUAUUGAAUUAGCGAAGCACUUAGAAAAAAUCGUACCACUCAUGAAUAUUAUAUAACCUAUGGUGAAUUUUUACUACUUGUAGGCGCGAAUUUCCAAAUCAAUGAUAACUAUGAAACUUUAAUUGAACUCGUUUUUAAAGAGCCCGUUGAAAAGUAGGGCCUAAGCUCCAUAUCCAUAGAUUCCUCACAAUACAAAAAGCACUAAAUUAAUAUCAAAGACUUUACCAAUAUAGCCAUAGUGCUAAUUAAUCGAAAUAUUGGUAUUGGUUGUUGAAUAUUGAAAAUACGAAAAAGAAUCACACAGACACGAUAAAACCAAACAAAAAAAGAUCAGAAGAAAACACAAGACCAACUCUCUAGAAAAAUCAGUAAUCGCUUUCAAAUUAUUAUUUUUUAUUUAUUCUGUGGACAUUAUUUUAAUUUUCCAUAUCUACAUAUAUAUAGAUAAUUUUUAUUCGGUUAAAAGCUCACUCACCUGGCCCCAAAGUGCCAACUAAGGCUUAGUUGGCCUGAAUUAACUUUAAUUAGUUGGCGCCAACUAAAGAAAGCUGAAUUCGCCGUGAAACAUUUUCGCCGCAAUUUAGUUCUUGUGGAUUUUGGGUUCCACUUGGAAUCCAAAUUCCACAAGAGGAUGUUAAAUUGCGGCUUGGAAACUAUUCAAAAAUUGCGCAACACUUAUUUAUAGAAUAAUUUUCCAAUUUUCUUGUAAGAUAUUUCAUUUGUUUUCAUUAAAAUAAGCAUUUCGGUGCCCUCCAUUCACCGCCCACUUCCCAACCGCCUCCAAAAACCUCCCUCCACAAAACGAAAAAGGUGCUUUUUCACAUACGACACCACUGUCUGACUUAGAUUUUUCAUCAUGUACGCCAUCGCAGCCAUUUAUCAGAGGUCGUUAUGCCGCGACAGCCGUUCCACAAUUGCAAUCUAUAUAUUUUAAACUAUAAGCUAAAACCCUUACACGGUGGGCGUGGCAGUUGUGGGCGGCAGGCGCGCGUCAUUGUCGAAAAUCUGAAACUUCGAGGGUGAAAAAAAUAAAAAAGAAAAAGAAAAGAGCACCGCCUGUUACCCGCGACAAUUCGCUUUUGGCCACAGGCGGUCGCCGUCCCACCUGUAAUUGUGAACGUCCUUGCGGCAAUCCCCCAAAGAAUAAAAUACCCCAUGAAAUGGACCUGCAGCUGAGAAUACCGUUGGAGGAUCGGCGUGGGAAAACCCAAAAAAGGCUUCUUCUGCUUGAAAGCUUCCUUUUUUUUGUCAGCCGGUUCUUCCAAACUCGCUUUGCUGGACAAAAAAUAAAACAAAAACUAAACAACUAUAUUACAAAUUUCAUAAUCAAACGCUUUAUCCAACCAGCAUACUCCCAGAAAUUGUUAAAAAUUCAAAUUACAAAAUUAUCGACAAUAUUUCAAUUGUAUUCCAAUGAAGACAAGUCAACGAGCACCUUUAAAAACUAUGAAAACAUUGUAACUAGCAAAUAAACAACGUUAAGCAAAUCAAGCAGAGCGAAAUGCGAACAAGCCUUGUACGAGAUUAUAAUAAAGAAAAGCAUUUAAACGAAAA